UAGCGCAAUAGUCGUUAGAAGCGCAGAGGGGGCCGUUAAGCAAUUUACGUCCCUCGAAAUAGAAGCUACCGCGUUUACGCGCACCACGCGCGAAUUCAAAUGUCGAGACGUAACGUAAACAUCGUCGGGGAAUGGCUGGCGGUACGUAGAAAAAAGCUCGAGCAUCCUGCGGAGAUGCGGCGGCUCAUCAAUCGCCGGUGAGAUGCUUUCGCAGUGAGGCGUUUGCUUCUCGAUCGUUUUCUCGUGUGCGUACAGGUCCGACGGGCUGAGUUACUUAUGCGCUAAAUCGUUUAUAAAUAGCUCGUCCUUCCGCGUGGACUUGUUCGAUGCGCGACCAGCUAUGGAAAACUCGCGAAAAAUCACAUAAUAUAGGGAUGAUCGAAUUUUGAAUCGCAUCGCCCGAGUGCGUCAGGCUCAUCGAGACGAGUCGGCGGGCGACGAGGCCAGAGCGACAAUUGCGCGCGCGGAGUCGCGUAUAGAAGGGACUCGGCCGAGACUCGAGAGUCGAGAGAGCUGGCUCAGUGCUUUUGCGCGCGUCUUCGGGCUCGCAUCGACGUUCGCCGAGCGUUUGUUAAAUCCCUUCAAGUUUGAAAGGGCUGCUGCCGUCAUUGAGAGCUGGCGCGGCGCGCCGCUCCUUAUCAGCGGCACUUGUUUGUCACAGUUUUAAAGAUAUAGCACGCAGCUGCGGGGAAGUAGGCGCGCGAGCGCCGAGAUGCAGUCCGAGUGCGAAGAGGCGAUGAGCGGGCGCGGGGCUCUGCAGCGGCUGCACCAGCCGAGCCAGCUGUCGCGCAAAAUGCGCCGGAGCAUCAGCAAAGUCAAGCGGAGCAUACAGCGGAUGACCGAGGAGUCGCACGAGGAGGAGGAGGAGGAGAUGGCCAGGCGGCUGCUGCGGCUGCCCAGGGAGAACCUCGCCUCGCUCACCUGCCGCACCGGGUUCAGCCGCGAGGAGGUUCGCAGGCUCUACCGGGCCUUCAAGCAGCAGUGUCCGAACGGGGUGGCCACGACGAAGGACCUGACGCCGGCCUACGCGAAGCUCUUCCCCCUGGGCGACUCGCGCAAGUACGCGGAAAUAGUCUUCAACAACUUUGACGAGGACAAGGACGGCUUCGUGAGCUUCGGCGAUCUCCUCACCGGGCUGGCCUCGAUCGUCAAGGGCAGCGCCGAUCAGAGGCUCUCCUGGAUUUUUCGACUGUACGAUCUCAACGGCGACGGCUGCAUUACGAGGCGCGAGAUGACGACAGGUGUCUCGGCGAUAUACGAGAUGGUCAGAAGCGCACAGGUCAUCGAUUGCGCCGUCGAAAGACACGUCAACCGGCUUUUCGAGAAAAUGGACCUCAAUCGGGAUGGCGUUAUUUCGCGGGACGAAUUUCUGGAUUGUUGCAAAAAUGAUCAACUUAUUUAUAACCAACUUUCUGUAUUUGAUAAUAUGCAGUAUUAAAUUAGAAUAUCUUAUUAGGCCACUUGUAAUACCUGUACGAGGCGCAUUGGCUGCUUCCUUAGUGAAGAGAUGUAUACUUUUUAGUUUGUUUAUUCUUGUAAAUAAAUGCAAAGUGAUAGCUCUUAUAAAUUACACGCAUUCUUUAAAAUAGACGCAUAGUCGUACAAAUAAAUUUCGAUUUAUUAUCUUUAAUGUACAAUUCAACCGAUAAUUUUGAAUUUUUUUUGAAAGCCAGUUUUACAUUAGAAUUGUAAAUUAGUAAUGUGUAAAUCGUCGCGUCUCUCUGAAAAUUCGAACGCGCCGCAAUAAUUUCGACUAAAUUUGAAGAUUAUACUUAAUUAAAUAAAACGUGGCUGUUUUCACUGUUGAGCAUGCGGCGGAUGACGUGCGAAUGCAUCUUUUUCCGAGUCAGCUCUGAUGCGGUCAAAAAGGGUAAGUUAUUGGCCACGUGAAAUACGUUACUAAUAGUUAAUUAACUAAUCCAAGAAGUUUAGAAGAUGCGCGGCUGUGUCAGUGAUAUAUAUAUAUAAAUAUAAAUAUCAUGGAUUUCGAUAAACGUGAAACUUGCGACACAGGUAAAGGAUUUACGGAAAAUUCAUACUAUCUGAAAGGCGUUUGAUGCGAUUGUAACAUAAAUAGUAUAAUUAUAUAUAUCUGGAAAUUCCAUUGCCAAAAAUGUAAAAUAAAAGGGGUCGUAUAUUACGGAUCUUACAGAAGUUUACAAAAACACUUGGCAAUCAUAAGUGCAGUGUGCUUAUAGACGACGUUUACGUGUAUCAUACAAAGAGGCACACAAAAGUAUACAAUGAAAAAUUGACUUAUGAAAUUUGACAAUCGAUGCCGGACAAUCGUGAAAGCGUACUACAUGUUAUAUAUUUUAAGCCAAAAAUCUUUGAUGUAGUACGUGAUAUUAUCAACGUAGCUUGUUUGGCUGAUCGACUAAGUACUUAGUACAUCGACGAUCGAAUCGACUGCAUCAUGGGCUGAUGGACCCGUCAUAUAGUUCCACUGCUCGCCACGAGACGUCAGGGCAAUAGGUACGCCGUGUAACGCCGGUUUGGCGCUUCGCGGAAGCGAUUUCGGAUCGACCAAUAAGCGUGUAUUAAGUAUACACUCCCGACUCUCGACGAGUCCCCGCAUGCUGCAGUCUUUGUUCAAGCUCUCUCUCGCUCUCGCAGGUUUCUCUCCCUUUGUCAAUGCAGACUAAUUGCAGAGUUCGAAUUAGACGUUCCAUUUCGUACAUGCAUCGGAAUAUUUUGCAAUAUUUCUAAAUAAGUACUCGCUGUCAUCAUAAAGGUAAUGAAACAUGGCUCCCACGACGAAAUCUAAUAUUCUUGGGCAAGUACAAACUCUCACAUCAAAAAUCAAGUGGCAUAUCCAUAAAUUUAAAAAGAGUUGCAGUCAAGCGAACGUUGGGGACGCUUUAAAAUCGCCGUUGUUUACAACUUCACUUGAAAAAAGAGAUGUUCAGUGGUAUCUGAUGUUAUACCCUAGAGGAAGAACAGAAGAUUAUAAAGAUUUUUUAUCAAUCUAUUUGUACAGCACCAUGAACAAAGGGCAAAUUGAAGCAACCUUGAACAUUUUAAACAACAGAACUCAAGUGGUGGUUGAUUGUAAUUUGGAGGAAUCUGAAUUUGAUGAGGCUACUUGGGGGAAUCAUAAAUUGAUAUCAACAGAAUUCAUUACCAAUCCACGAAAUUGCAUGUUAAAUAACGCCAGCGGUGAUUUAGUAAUAAUCUGUGAAUUGGUAAUUCUGCCUCAAUAUGAAGUAGCUGCAUUUUUAUCUCAAUUGCAAGUGCUCGACAUGUUUGAGAAUCUUCUAAACGACAGUAAAUUUAGCGAUAUAUCACUUGUUUCAGAAGAUAAAACCAUUCGAGCACACAAGUGCAUACUUGCCAAAAACAGCUCAGUAUUUGCUGCAAUGUUUGAUGCUGAGUCGAAUGAAAGGAAGGAGAUCAUCUUAGAAGUUCAUGACAUUAGUUAUGAUGUUCUGGUAGAAAUGAUUCGCUUUAUCUACACUGGAAAGAUAAACGGAAUAGAAAAUAUGAUUGAGGAUCUCGCGAUUGCAGCAAACAAAUUUGCACUACACAGAUUGAUGAUUAUCUGCGAACAAGCAAUGAUAAAAUGUUUGAGCAUACAUAAUUUUGUAAAUUCCCUUCUAUUUGCCGACAAACUCAAAAUGAAGGAGCUGAAGGCAAUGGCUAUUGAGUUUGUUGUUAUGAGUGGCAGUAAUGCAAUUGAUCAAGAAAACUUUAGAACUCUACCUAUGGAUGUUGUUGUAGAAGUGUGUAGUGGUUUAGCAAAAAAAAACAAACAUUAGAUGACGAUAAGAAAUGUUUUAUUGGAAAAUGAGGAGGGAUUGCUCAUAAAGAUAUACAUUAUUAAAAGUAAAACUAGAAUAUCACGUUAAGUAUGUUAUAAUAUAAUAGUUAAUCAAAUUUGUUUAGCUUUUAGAGAAAUGUAUGUGUACAUUUUUUGUGUGCAAAAAUUCGAUAUUAUAACAAUGUAUUCCUGUAUCUAUUAUAAUUGUCUGACUAAAAAUUUACUAACAAUUAUUGUACUGUAACAAUAAAAAUAACAAAUAAAAAAAAUAUAUAUAUAUAUA
Molecule: messenger RNA, 4043 nt
Organism: Nasonia vitripennis (jewel wasp)
Lineage: Eukaryota; Metazoa; Arthropoda; Insecta; Hymenoptera; Pteromalidae
Product: Kv channel-interacting protein 2
Exons: 6
Coding region: 713-1438 (241 amino acids)
Biological process (GO): proteasome-mediated ubiquitin-dependent protein catabolic process; regulation of proteolysis
Cellular component (GO): nucleus; cytoplasm
Molecular function (GO): ubiquitin protein ligase binding; calcium ion binding
Source: RefSeq, a predicted model, not a curated record